Sander lucioperca (pikeperch) is the source of this 2511-nucleotide messenger RNA. Its product is annotated as transmembrane protein 151B. The transcript has 2 exons. The record is from RefSeq and is a predicted model, not a curated record. Bases 354 to 2105 code for a protein of 583 amino acids. Lineage: Eukaryota; Metazoa; Chordata; Actinopteri; Perciformes; Percidae.
GCUACAUCUCGCGUUAUCCUUCCUCCCUCCUCCAGGACACUGGGCAGUGCACCGACAUCUGGAUGAAAAUUUAGGGUAAUGUUUUUUUUGUUUUUGAAUGUAAUUUAAAUUGGACAUUGACAACAAGCCUCGCUGACUGCAUCAUGGUCAAUCUCUGCUGCCUUUGCUGCGGUGAAAUCCCUCAACCCCGCCCCCCUCCGUCCGGCCAGUCGGCACCCCCGCGGGAUCCCCGCUGCGUGCAGCAACAGCAGCCUGCUGGCUCCGGCCCAGACGGUGCGAGGCUGAAGGGGGCACAGAAAGUGAAUAAAAAGGAGUGAGUUCAUAAUCUGUCUCUGACAUGCGAAAAGUGCAGCAUGAUCUCCUCCGAUCUGGACUCUGCGGAGGACACGGCAACCAGCGCUCCCAACGAUGCUGAGGAGGGAGAGGAGCAGGAGGAAGAGGACUCACCGGCUGAGAGCGAUGUCCUGGAGGAGCAGCGUCCAGUGAAGCAGUCCCUGGGUGAUUGUGUUUGCCGGGAGUCCCAUUGGCGCUGUCUGCUGCUCUCUCUGCUCAUGUACAGCUGCCUGGGUGUGGUGGCCUGGUGUCAGCUGACCUUAGUCACCAAAAUCAGCUUCAACUCCAACCUCACCUUGUCCUUCAAGGCCUCCUCCACCUCCUCCGUGCGGGGGACCUCUGGGAUGGGCGUUGGAGGACGCUCAAUGAUCUACCACGACAGCCCCUGCUCUGACGGCUACAUCUACAUCCCUCUGGCCUUUCUGUUCAUGCUCUAUGUCUUAUACAUGGUGGAGUGCUGGCACUGCAGAGUCAGGAGCGAGCUGCAGAGCAAAGCAGAUGUGUACAGUGUGUAUGAGCGCGUGCUGCGGAUGAGACAGGCCCACCCUUGCAUAUGGUGGAAGGCUAUCAGCUACCACUUUGUCCGACGGACUCGGCAAGUCACUCGAUACCGUAACGGGGAUGCCUACACCACUAUGCAGGUGUACCAUGAGAGAGUGAACACCCAUGUUGCUGAGGGAGAGUUUGACUACAGCCACUGUGGGAUGAAAGAUGUAUCGCGUGACCUCAGAGGCUUGGAGGGACAUCCAGCAACUCGCCUGCGCUUCACCAAAUGUUUCAGCUUCACAGAGGCUGGCCCAGAAAAUGAUUACCUCAACCAGAGAGCAAGGUUCUUCUCUGAAAUUGAGGGUUUGGAUGAUUACAUGGAGGCCAGGGAGGGGAUGCACUUGAAGAAUGUGGACUUCAGAGAAAACCUGCUUGCCUAUGUAGACCCAGAUAGGAUGCCUUGGUACACUUCCCAGGUUGCCUUCUGGCCAGCAGCUCUGCUGAUGUUGUCCUGGCCUCUGAGAGUGCUGAUAGAGUACCGCACUGCUUAUGUGCACUACCGCAUAGAGAAACUAUUUGGGUCAGAGUACAGCCACAGCAGCCCCUCUCCUCUGGAUGAAGACAGGCCUUUGGGGAAUAAUAUUGGGUGUGUUAUUCCCAGAGUAGACACACUGGACAGCACUGAAAUGGAGUGGCACAUACGCUGUAACCGUCAGGUGGUUCCUAGCUACUCAGAGGCCAUGCUGAUAAACAUGAGCACAGCAGACUCUAACUCAUUACUAGACACUGAAUGCACCUCAUCCUCAAACUGCUUCCUUCUGGACAGCAGCCAGACUGCUCAGAGUUACGGCGCUCUGCAAAGCCAGGAGGACUGCGAGCAGUGCAGGGAGCCGAAUGGACGAGGUGAUGGAGGAGGCAGGAGGAGGCCCAUCACCAGCUCCAGCUGCUCCUCCAUCUUCUCCUGCCGGGGAGCGCUGCUCCACUCGCACCUUUCCUCAGACACGUCUCGCUUCUCUCUCUGCCGCAUGUACGGUUCCCAUCGCACCGUGGCUCUGUGGAGGAGCCGCAGCAGCAACCUGACUGACCCCUGCUGCAUGGACGAGCAGUGCUGCAGGUCCAACUCCAGCCAGCUGACACUCAGCGAUAGUCCACCGACUUAUAGGGACGCCCGGUUCUUCCCAGUGCUCAUCGUGCAUCGGUCUGAGGGCUGUGGCAGUGAGGACGGGAGAGAAGUGAGGCGAUAUUAUAUACGGAGAGGGUCGUCCUGCGUGGAGACAGCUCUGUGAAGGACAUAAAGACACCUAUUGAGUCGGUAUAUGAGUCGAGAUGGAUUCAAAUCAGUAAUGAUGGAUGGUGUUGGUCACUGUUUGUUCCAUAGACAGAAUGACAUUAAUGAAGAUUAUGGAGCUCUUUCAGGAAAUUCCACUGUAAAUAUGAAAUAAAAUAAACUUUUGUACACAGUCCCUAAAAGGUCAAAGAGUCCCUCCCUGUAUUGAAUUGCACAUGUCCAUAUUAUUGCAGUUAAAUUGUGUCUGCAGGUGUGGGACAAAAUGUUUGCAGUGUGUCUAAAUGCAUCACCUCUGCAUUGUCAUACCCUCCUUGUGGAACCAACCUCUACAGUGUGUAUAAUGAUAAUAAUAACUAACUAAAUGGUGCACACUAACACUGAUACAUUAAAACUGCACGGCCUCA